UUAUGUGAAACGUGAAUGUGUGAUUAUUGUAAUUGAAUAGCUUCUGCAAUUUCAUAAAUACAAAACGGUGUGACUAAUAAGUAUAAACGUUUGCAUAGAAGAAUAGUGCACAUAUUUGAAUUGUAAAUGCAAAACCAAAGUUUUGAAACAUAAAGUUUGGCAAAAUUAUUAACUAAGAAUUUUCACCUCUACUAUGAACCUAAUCAUAACAAUAUCACGCGAUUUGCAUACUUUAAGAUAAUCACAACGAAUGAAAUUUAUGAAUUGAUUUGAACAGCUUUUCAAGCGGAAUGUAUAGAAUUGCAGCUACGAAAUCCAUUGUGUUGACCACUGUCGCUGUAGCUGGACGUGUUUGUUUGUAUACUAUUCCAUUCUGCUGUACACUUUUCUUCCGGUGUGCAUAGUAAUCGGAACACUUUCAACAUAACACGUCUAAAGUUCAAUUAAAUUAAAGCAAUAAUAGUUGGCACAAAAUGGUUGCACAAUCAAAGCUAAGUCAAGUUUUCAGUUAUGAAUCCUGGAUACAUGCCGUUUCUGGAGCAGCCGGUGGCUGCAUUGCUAUGAGCACUUUCUAUCCACUUGACACCGUUCGCUCGCGUUUACAACUUGAAGAUCCAGAUAAAAAUGGCGAGGCGCGUAGUACCAUAAAAGUUAUUAAAGAGAUUAUAACUGGCGAAGGCUUCCAGGCAUUGUAUCGCGGUUUGGGACCGGUUCUGCAAAGCCUGUGUAUUUCAAAUUUUGUAUAUUUUUAUACAUUCCACAGCUUAAAAGCUUUAACUGCGAACAGCAAGCAACAGUCUGCUUUAAAGGAUCUAUUCCUAGGCACAAUUGCUGGUAUUAUUAAUGUAUUUACUACCACCCCGUUUUGGGUCGUAAACACGCGUGUUCGAAUGCGUAAUGUAGCAGGAACUUCAGAUGAUGUCAAUAAACACUACAACAAUUUGAUUAGCGGUCUGUUGUAUGUUGCUAAAACUGAAGGCAUUCGCGGUCUAUGGUCUGGUACUAUACCGUCACUAAUGCUUGUCUCGAAUCCAGCUUUGCAGUUCAUGAUGUAUGAACUAUUAAAACGUAAUCUAACGAAAUUCACAGGCACUGAGAUAUCAAGUUUGGGUUUCUUCUUAAUUGGUGCGCUUGCCAAAGCUUUUGCUACUGUACUCACAUAUCCUUUACAACUAGUCCAGACGAAACAACGUCAUCGCACAAAUACCACUCAAGAGAACAAAAAAUCAGCUCCAGCAUCAAAUGACGCGAGUAUGAUGGCAAUUAUGUUGAAUAUACUACAACAUCAAGGUUUUAAGGGUCUUUUCCGUGGUUUGGAAGCAAAAAUAUUACAAACCGUCUUAACGGCGGCGCUUAUGUUCAUGAUUUAUGAGAACAUUUCAUCCACGGUGAAAGUGUUGUUAAAUAGGACACCUACAGCGCUCAAAUAGAUUUAAAAAUAUUCACUUUGUGGAUAUUCUUACAAGUACAUAUAAUUUAUUUAUAUUUUUUCUUUAAUGGUGU
Molecule: messenger RNA, 1503 nt
Organism: Bactrocera tryoni
Lineage: Eukaryota; Metazoa; Arthropoda; Insecta; Diptera; Tephritidae
Gene: PMP34
Product: peroxisomal membrane protein PMP34
Exons: 4
Coding region: 474-1430 (318 amino acids)
Cellular component (GO): peroxisomal membrane
Molecular function (GO): ADP transmembrane transporter activity; ATP transmembrane transporter activity; NAD transmembrane transporter activity
Source: RefSeq, a predicted model, not a curated record